Messenger RNA from Encephalitozoon intestinalis ATCC 50506, 1500 nucleotides. RefSeq lists its product as uncharacterized. Lineage: Eukaryota; Fungi; Microsporidia; Unikaryonidae. The transcript has a single exon. The record is from RefSeq and is a predicted model, not a curated record. Bases 1 to 1500 code for a protein of 499 amino acids.
AUGGAAAACACAAGAUGGAUAAAAGCUGAAAUUAAAAAUGUAAACGAUGGCUCUGUAGCCAGAGAAGUCUUGGCCAACGAGACAAAUUCCUUUGUCAGAGAACUCAAUCACUAUGAAAAAAAUCUUAAGGAUAUUCUUGAAGAACUAGAGAAUCAAAACAUAACUAACAAGGAAGAAGGAAUUUCGUCCGUUAAGAAAGCCUUGGAGGUGUUAGAAACUCUUGAAAAAGAUGUCAGCUCAGCAGUUCCUGAAGAGACAUCUAUUUGGACGAAAGACUUUUUCAAAGCUGUUGAUAGACUAAGAGAUAGUUGUAAUCUAUCACUCAAGUCACUUGAGGAGGCUCUUGAAAAAUUUCUGGCCUAUAUUGAUAAUAACUCGGAUCUAAAGGGAGAUCUUUUGCAGAAGGCCAAGCUCAUUCCCCUUCUGUGUGCAUCUAGCAAGCUUAAAGAAUUUUCUUCGGGUAUAAGGAAGUCGGGGACCAAUGCCUUUACGUGGUUUUUUAAGUUUGUUAGAAGGAUUCCCGUCGAGAAUUUCAAGAAGAACAUUAACUCGAGCUUAAAUGGCCUAAAGGAAAAGAUUUGCCGUGUAUCUGGAUCCCAAAGAGCAACAGGGAAGCAAGAAAUCCGGGAGGCACAGAAGAUUGUGGAUUCUUUUUUACGCGAUGUAACCGAACUUCAGGAUGAAUAUGAGAAAACUCUUGGCCUUCUUAUAAGAUCGGAGAUAUCCUUUUCAGAUGCAUUUGAGACUAUGCAGGGAAAGAUAAGUAACUUUGAUGGCCACAUGAGUGAUCUGGAAAAGAAGAUUAAAGACAUCGAAACAGCUUUCCAACCCAUCCUUCUUUCCAAGGAAUCCCACGAAAGAUCGUUGCCUGAAGAUAGUUUUCUUAAGAACAUAUAUCUUGUGUUGAUAAUUGUGUUAUGCAUACAGGGUGUUCUCUGGUACACAGACAAUGAAAAGUCUUCUGCUGGAACUGUGUGGAACAUGGUAGUGUACUCUGUGGCAGUUGUGGGGACGAUUCUGUACAUGGCCUGGGUGUGGGGAUUUGGCGGAAGGAGAUGGACUAGUGCUGCGAGCAUGGUACCUAUGAUGGUUGGGCUUCUGAAUUUGGGGAAGAGGGUGAGCUGUGAGUACGGGAUGGAGAUGGCAGGGCUUGGGUUUGUAAUGGUUUGUAUGGAGAGUCUUGCAAGACACGGGAUGUCAUCAUGGGAGAUUUUGGCAGGAUUGAUCGGAAAUGGAAUUGUAGUGAUGGGAUGGGUCAGUUGGGCUACAAUGAGGGAUAGAUAUGGAGAGAGGAUGAGCCAGUGGAUGUGUGGGGGACUUAUUGUGUUUGGAAUUCUCAUGGCUGUGAUGAUGUAUAUGAAGGAAGGGAGAAAUGUGGAAAGGAGCACUGGAAGUUAUAUGGUGUUUAUUAUGACAGUGGUUGUUGGAACAGCUGUGUCUUAUGCAUGUGGAAAGGAUUACAGACAACUUGCAUCUAAGAGAAUGUCUCUGAAAUCUUGA